Messenger RNA from Rodentolepis nana, 315 nucleotides. The record is from the annotation of a GenBank genome assembly. NCBI's taxonomy places the organism in Eukaryota, Metazoa, Platyhelminthes, Cestoda, Cyclophyllidea, Hymenolepididae.
AUGGUCACUGGCCCUCAAAGGUCAAUGGGCUACUCACAGGCUGAUGCGGUGACCUGUUCGGGAGCAGGUCUUACUCAAGCCUACAUCGGUGCCACCAACUCUUUUACUGUCAAUGCUCAAAAUGCAGGAAAUGAUGUCCUUUAUGUUGGAGUAUCUGGUCCAGUAGUUCCUUGUGAAGAGGUGAACAUAAAACACCUUGGCGACAAUCUCUUUGGAGUCCAGUACUCAGUUCGCGAUCGUGGACGUCAUUACAUCAUGGUGAAAUGGGGUGAAACCCAUAUUCCAGGAAGUCCCUUCAUUGUCGACGUAAUAUAA